Molecule: messenger RNA, 1038 nt
Organism: Mytilinidion resinicola
Lineage: Eukaryota; Fungi; Ascomycota; Dothideomycetes; Mytilinidiales; Mytilinidiaceae
Product: NAD(P)-binding protein
Exons: 6
Coding region: 1-1038 (345 amino acids)
Source: RefSeq, a predicted model, not a curated record
AUGAGCCCAAGAAUCUUCAUCACGGGAGUGACCGGGUACAUCGGAGGACAUCUUCUUCGCCCUCUUCUAGAGGCUCACCCCGAGUAUGAGAUUGCUGCCCUGGUCCGGAAUGAAGCACAAGCCCAAGCUGUAAAGGCGGCUUACCCAGCGGUUCAAACCGUCUUGGGCGAUCUGGACAACGACCAAGUCCUUCAAUUGGAGGCGAGUAAAGCAGAUGUGGUUCUGAACCUUGCCUCUGCGGACCAUAUCGCAGGUGCCGUCUCCCUUAUCAAAGGGAUUGCGGGAAGCCAAAAGAACGCCAAGUUCGUCCAUAUCUCGGGAACCGGAAUCCUGGGAGAUACGUCUACCGGCGCGGGAAACAAGUCCGAGAAGGUGUACAAUGAUCUGUCUUCCACGGACAUCGGAGAGAUCCUUUCGUUCGACCUCACGCACAUCCACCGCGAUGUGGAAGAGGCGGUCAUUUCUGCUGCUAAAGAGCAUGGCGUUACCGCUGCGAUCAUCAGCCCUCCAAUGAUCUACGGUGUUGGUGCCGGGCCGGUCAAGAAGCGAAGCAUCCAGGUUCCGGUCCUGAUCGAGAAUGUCUUGAAAAGAGGAAAGGGUUUCCAGGUCUUGGAAGGAAACAACAUCUGGAAUAGUGUUCAUAUUGACGAUUUGGCGAGCGCGAUUAUUCUCCUCACCGAAGAGGCACUUAAAGGGCUAGAGAGCAAGGCUGCUUGGCUCCCGGGAGGAUAUUACUUCACUGAGAAUAAUGAAUUUCGCUGGGGAGACAUCAGCGAAGCUGUGGCUAAGAUCGCUUACGGCAAAGGUCUGAUCAAUUCCGCUGAGGUCGACAAGAUGUCUCCUGACAAGGUGACUGAAAUGCAUCCUUGGGGUACUAUCCUUUGGGGCACAAACUCUCGCGGCUCUGCUGAACGCUUGCGGGCUCUGGGAUGGAAGACAUCUGGCAAAAGUAUCGCCGACAGCUUACCGGCUAUGGUUGACUUUGAGGCGGCCGCUAAUGAAGGGCAAAGGCAGAAAUUGACGUUUGCCGAUAAGUAG